AUGCAAUUAAGUCUUCGGGGACUGCGGGAGCCUAGAAGAAUUACAGGGGCGUGGGCUAAGUAAGGUCCGGGCCCCGAACAAUUUCAGACUUGAUUUAUAAACAGAUAAAAUACUAAGCUUUCUUCCAAUAGCACCGUACAGGAAAAAAAAGAAAGAAAGAAUCAGAGGCGCAAAAGAAUAAAAUAAGACUGGGAAUUUCAAUAGGCCUUGAAAUUUGCAAUCUAUCAACAAAAUAAUUCGGAUCGACCCAAAUCUCCCCCAGUCCUUUCAUUCCUUUUCUUUCUCACUCAUCAUGGAGCUCUCUUCCCUCCAUUCCCUUUCACCGCUUCCUCUCUGUUACCCAAAGCCCAGUAGUUCUUCUACCUUGUCUUUCUUGCCGUUUUCUGAUCGGACAAGAGCUUAUUUUGGCUACUCUGUGCGUAAACGGGCAACUUUGAGAAAUUCAUGUAACUCUGCUCAAAAAAACUUUUUGCAUAUUUCAAGGGCGCAUGAUCACGAACCUCGGUGUUAUUUUAGCCCAAAUGAGGGUUUAAAUAGAUAUUGCAUUAGUAAAUUAUAUAACCUGAACAAAUUGUCCAGAUAUGUUGUAGCGAAAUCUGAACUUGCUGGGGCUGGGACACCUGAUGCUUCCUAUUCUUUAUCAGAAGUUAAACUAUCUUCGAAAGUUAGAGGAGUAUGCUUUUAUGCUGUCACGGCAAUUGCAGCUAUUUCACUUAUUGGGUUUAUGAUAGUGGCACAUCCCUUUGUGCUCUUGUUUGAUCGCUACAGAAGAAAAGCUCAGCAUUUUGUUGCCAAACUUUGGGCUGCAGCAACUGUUGCUCCGUUCUUUAAAAUUGAGUAUGAAGGAUUGGAGAAUUUGCCUUCACAUGAUGCUCCUGCCGUAUAUGUUUCCAACCACCAGAGUUUUCUAGAUAUCUAUACACUUCUAACUCUUGGAAGAAGCUUCAAGUUCAUCAGCAAGACUGCCAUAUUUCUUUUUCCCAUUAUUGGGUGGGCCAUGUCUAUGAUGGGGACUAUUCCAUUAAAGCGCAUGGACAGCAGAAGCCAGUUGGAGUGUCUUAAGAGAUGUAUGGAUCUCAUCGGGAAUGGUGCCUCUGUUUUUUUCUUUCCAGAAGGCACACGGAGUAAGGAUGGGAAGUUAGGUGAUUUCAAGAAAGGUGCAUUCAGUGUUGCAGCAAAAACUAGGGUGCCUGUCGUUCCUAUAACCUUAAUUGGCACAGGCGGAAUCAUGCCUACAGGAAUGGAGGGUGUCGUAAAUUCAGGAUCUGUGAAAGUUAUUAUUCAUAAACCGAUCAAAGAAACUGAUCCUGAAAUAUUACGCCAAAUAGCUAGAAACACGAUUUUAGAUACACUUAAGCUUCGAGGCUGAGAAAGUGGCCACUGUGACAUCUUUUGGUUUUAUGGUUCAUACUUAAUCCUUUAUUGCUGAUUUGAGGAACGUGGUAGGAAGGUUUUAUAAUUCCAAAUUAGCACCGUUUUAGUAAUAUGUGAUCGGUUACUGGCUUUAGUUGCUUCCAUUUCACACGUAACAGACUUGGAGGGAUCCCGUGUUUGUGGCAGAUGAUUUUAUGCGGUCGCAACGCUAACAGUUUAACAAUGGAGUUGGCCAAACUACAGCUUGAAGUUGGCAUCAAAAUGUUUCUGUUCAUAUCAUGUAUUGCAUUUCCAGAUAUUGUAUGGGAAAGUCCAACACAAAAUUUUGCUGUCCCUUGAUAAAACUUGGUUAAGAUUAUGUAUUAGUUUCUCAUACGAUACUUGCAAUUGGAGGCUAUAAAUUUACAA
Molecule: messenger RNA, 1782 nt
Organism: Gossypium arboreum
Lineage: Eukaryota; Viridiplantae; Streptophyta; Magnoliopsida; Malvales; Malvaceae
Product: 1-acyl-sn-glycerol-3-phosphate acyltransferase BAT2, chloroplastic
Exons: 8
Coding region: 293-1369 (358 amino acids)
Biological process (GO): phosphatidic acid biosynthetic process
Cellular component (GO): membrane
Molecular function (GO): 1-acylglycerol-3-phosphate O-acyltransferase activity
Source: RefSeq, a predicted model, not a curated record